GUGACAGCCAGCGGAGGAGCGCUGAGGCGGGGUCCUGCUUCGUCGAGGGCUCCAUCGUCAAGAUCUCCAUGGAGAACUUUCUGUGAGUGAGCAGCGAGCACUUUCUCUUCCCUCGUGGCCGUGCCCGAGCGGCCGCCAUUGACCGCAGGGCCCCCGCGAACCCUGGCGUGCUGACUCCCUGCCCUCUCAAAGAACAUAUGACACCUGUGAAGUACGUCCAGGACCCAAUCUGAACAUGAUUAUAGGUGCUAAUGGAACAGGAAAGUCAAGCAUUGUUUGUGCCAUUUGCCUGGGGCUAGCUGGAAAACCUUCCUUCAUAGGACGAGCUGAUAAGGUUGGUCUCUUUGUAAAGCAGGGAUGCUUGAAAGGUGUAAUAGAAAUUGAACUGUUUAAGAUACCUGACAAUAUCACUAUCACACGUGAGAUUCAUGUGGUGAACAACACAUCAGCAUGGUUUAUCAACAGAAAGCCAACAACCCUGAAGACAGUAGAAGAACAAAUUUCAGCCUUAAACAUCCAAGUGGACAAUUUGUGCCAGUUUCUUCCUCAGGACAAAGUUGGAGAAUUUGCAAAGCUGACUAAGACUGAAUUGCUUGAAGCCACAGAAAAAUCCAUUGGUCCUCCAGAAAUGUACCAAUUUCACUGUGAACUGAAAAACUUCAGAGAAAAGGAAAGAGAACUGGAGAACUUGUGCAGAGACAAAACUAAUUCUUUGGAGAAAAUGAAACAGAGGGUUGAACGAUACAAACAAGAUGUUGAGAGAUAUCAUGAGCGUAAGCACCAUCUAGACUUAAUUGAGAUGCUUGAGAGGAAAAGACCUUGGGUGGAAUAUGAAAACAUUCGUCAGCAGCAUGAGGAAGUUAAACAAAGUAGAGAUCAGGCCAAGGAAAAACUGAAGAAUCUGAAAGAAAUGCAGUCCCCAGUGACAAAGAAAAUCCAAGAAAGUGAAGAACAUUUUGAGAGUCUGGAAAGGAAAAUCAGAGAUAAGGCUGCUGAAAUCAAAGACUUUUCUCAAAAAUGUAAACAGAAGCAAGAUGCUUUGGAGAUGAAAGAUAAACAAAUUGAAGAAAUUCAUCAAGCUUUGAGAAUGAAAAAAGAUGAAGAAAUGGACAGACAAAGGAAAAUACACAGCACUCAAAAGAUGAUAGAGGACUGGAAGAAAGAGCUCAGUACAGUAACAGUCUCUGAGAAUCUUCAGCCACAAAGUGAUGCUAUUAAUAAUGAGCUGAAAAAAUUACAAGAAGAUAGGGCAAAUAUUGAUAGUGAUAUCAGUGAUCUAACAGCAGAGAAAAUGAACCUAGAGAGGGAAAAGAAAAGAAUAAUUGAUCGUCUUGGACAACUUAAUAAUAUAAUGAAUAUGAAAGAAGAGAAUCUUAAAAGGAGAUUCCGAGACACACACUCUGCACUUAUGUGGCUAAGAAACAACAGAGACAAGUUUAAAAAAAGAGUCUGUGAACCCAUGAUGCUUGAAAUCAAUAUGAAAGACAACAGACAUGCUAAAUAUGUUGAAAGUCAUAUUUCAAGCAGUGACAUGAGGGCAUUUGUUUUUGAGAGUCAAGAAGAUAUGGAAACGUUUCUGGUGGAGAUGCGUGAUCAUCAGAAACUAAGAGUGAAUGCUGUGUGUGCACCUGCCGAGUCAUGUGCUGAAAAACUACCUUCCAGACCUAUUAAUGAAUUAGACCAGUAUGGAUUUUUCUCCUAUUUACGAGAGUUGUUUGAUGCUCCUCAUCCUGUGAUGAGUUAUCUUUGCUUCCAAUACCGUGUUCAUGAUGUCCCGGUGGGAACAGGGAAGACCAGAGACAUGAUUGAAAAGGUCAUAAAAGAAACCAAACUCAGGCAAAUAUACACAGCAGAAGAAAAAUACAUUGUUAAAGUAUCUGCGUAUACACACCUAACUGUCUCUACUAACACAAGCUUGAGGGCAGCUCAGUUUCUCACUAGUUCAGUGAAUACAGAUGAAAGAAGACUGUUGGAAAACCAACAACAGGACAUCAAUAACAAGUUAAAGUCUCUGGAUAUGUGUUUGGCUACGUUGUUUGAGGGACAGAGAGAUCUGGAACACAGAGACAACGGGCUCAGGCAACAGAAGAAGGAGCUUUUAGAGAGAGGAAACAGGAGGAGACAGUUGGAAUCAAAAAUCACUGUGAAGUAUGAUAGCUUAAGACAGCUGGAACAAGAUGCUAUCAACCUAGAGAAGGAAUCUCAACAGGCAAAUAUCACGAUCAAGGAAAUAAAUAUCCAAAAAGCAAGACUUGUUACUGAAUUAGUGCAUCUCAUAAAGAAUUGCGUAUCACUGAACAUCCUGAAAGCAGAUUUGGUUCUUCAGAGCACUACAGUGGCUGCAGAGAAGAAUAAACUAGAAGCAGAGCAUAAAGCAGCAAGUGUACAGCUAGCAGCUGCAGAGCAACAAUUUCAUGAACUGGAUGAUAGGAAAAGAGUCCUCACAGAGAACUGCAAGGAAUUGCUGAAAAAAGCUCGACAGGUCUGCAAACUGAGUCCAGAGCAGCAUCUUCCAAAAGAAUUUCAGACUGCUUUUCAGACUCUUCCGAAUGUGUUGGAGGAAAUUGAUGCUUUUCUGAAUGAAGAGAAAACCAGGGCCUCCUGUUUCACAGGCCUGAAUGCUUCGGUUGUUGAAGAGUACAAUAAGCAGACACAAGAAAUUGAGCAGUUGACAGGAUACCUAGAGGAAAAGAAAAAAGAAUUGGAUAACUAUAAGCAAAACAUUGCACAGGUCAAAGAAAAGUGGCUAAACCCCUUGAAGAAGCUGAUUGAGAAAAUUAAUGAGAAGUUUAGUAACUUCUUUAGUUCUAUGCAGUGUGUUGGGGAAGUUGAUCUUCAUGUGGAAAAUGAGGAGGAGUAUGACAAGUAUGGGAUUCGUAUUAGAGUCAAAUUCCACAGUAGCACUCAACUUCAUGAAUUGACUCCGUAUCAUCAGAGUGGAGGUGAGAAAAGUGUUUCCACUAUGUUGUACCUGAUGGCUCUACAGGAACUCAACAGAUGUCCUUUCAGGGUUGUAGAUGAAAUAAAUCAGGGAAUGGAUCCAGUGAAUGAGAGAAGAGUUUUUGAAAUGGUUGUGAAAACCGCUUGUAAAGAAAACACAUCUCAAUACUUCUUUAUUACACCAAAGCUCCUGCAGAAUCUUACUUACAAUGACAAGAUGACAGUGUUGUUUGUCUACAAUGGACCUUUUGUGUUGGAGAGAAGCACCUGGAACCUAAGGGCUUUCAUUAGGCGGCGGCGGCGACUUGGAAGGAUGAUGAACAGUGAUACCUUACCAAAAAAAAGGUCGCUAAAGUAAUAUAUGGAGAGGUGUGUGUGUGUUUGUAGAACUUUUUGUUAACACCCGGCAUUCAAGACCUCAGAAUUUGUGAAAUAUUAGAACAUGUAAAGAACUGAUGAUUUAAGAACUUUGAAUCUUAAAACUCGUGUAACGUGAAAGUGUGACAGAUUAGAAGUGCAUGAUUGGGGUUUUUUUUUUCCAAAUCUUUCAUAAUGGCCUCUUUCUUCAAAGCAUCUACUUCUGUCUCACUUAUUUUGUUCUGGUUGAGGGUAGAGGUUGCAUCCGAAAGUUUGAAUUUGUUGUUGGUACAGUUAAGGAUGUUCUCUGAAGCCUUCCUGUUGAAGUGGAAACGUUAUGAAUGAAUGAAUAAGAUGAUGUGUAGGAUGAGAAUGUGCAUUGGUUUUGGGUUUGUGAAAACAUGCCUGAAGUUAAUACGAAGAAUUUACUGUUGUUAAAGGAAUGUACUUUAUUAUUUUUAUUUAUUGGUUCUAUUUUGUAUUCUUGGAAGGAUAAAGGUCUUUUAGUUUUCUAACAAGUCUUCUUCAGCAAGGAGACUGGCAAAGAGAGAUAUGUUUUUGAAACAAUGAGCUAGCUAGCUUGCAGAAGUAAAGCUAAGCAAUAUAUUUUGCUUUUUAAGUAAGAAUUGAUGUGGUUUUAGUAGAAGAUAGGAUAAAAUAGACCUGCUGAUUUUAAGGGUUCAGCUGCAUCAGAACACUGGUAUAUGCAAUGGCUUUUCAACACAUAGCCAUAACAUUCACUCGUGGAGUCUUGGCUGUAGCUGUUAAGUAGAUCAACAUAAUUCUAUUAUCAACAGAAUGCUUAACACCUAAAAUAAAGUUAC
This is a messenger RNA of Colius striatus (speckled mousebird), 4121 nucleotides long. RefSeq names its product structural maintenance of chromosomes 5 (gene SMC5). The record is from RefSeq and is a predicted model, not a curated record. Lineage: Eukaryota; Metazoa; Chordata; Aves; Coliiformes; Coliidae. Gene Ontology annotation, cellular component: Smc5-Smc6 complex. The transcript is spliced from 24 exons. Gene Ontology annotation, biological process: double-strand break repair via homologous recombination. The coding region runs from base 236 to 3298 and encodes 1020 amino acids. Gene Ontology annotation, molecular function: ATP hydrolysis activity; ATP binding.